Messenger RNA from Pygocentrus nattereri (red-bellied piranha), 3413 nucleotides. RefSeq lists its product as uncharacterized. The record is from RefSeq and is a predicted model, not a curated record. The transcript has 16 exons. The coding region runs from base 68 to 3049 and encodes 993 amino acids. Gene Ontology annotation, molecular function: protein binding. Lineage: Eukaryota; Metazoa; Chordata; Actinopteri; Characiformes; Serrasalmidae.
UAAAAGUCCAGGCCGAGAGCCGAAGCACCACAGGAGGCUCGGAGCUUUGAAAGACUGUCUUUCAGCAAUGAUGCUUCUGUGUGUGAUGCUGCUGAUUUUCUCUGGUUUCAUGGAGGCCAAUUCAGAGAAUUUUAAGGUUGUUGGCCCAGUUGAGCCUCUUGUUGUUGAAGCUGGUGAAGACCUGGUUCUGCCCUGUACUCUCCAACCCAACAUCAGUGCUGUGCAUAUGACGGUGGCGUGGAUCAGAACAGAUCGGACUGAUACUGACAAACUAGUGCAUCUCUAUGAAGGUCAUAAAGACACAAAUGAUAAGCAGAUGAAGUCUUACAGAGGAAGAACAGCUCUGUUUAAAGAAGAACUGCAGAAAGGAAACACCUCACUGAAGCUCUCAGCAGUCCAGCCUUCUGAUGAGGGAGUUUAUCAGUGUUACGUUGGGUCAGAAUCAUGGUAUGAUGAGGUCAUUGUUCAUGUUGAAGUCAAAAAGCUUUUAAAAGUAGUUGGUCCAGCUGUGCCUGUUGUUGUUGAAGCUGGUGAAGAUCUGGUUCUGCCCUGUUCUAUUGAACCCAGGAUCAGUGCUGAAGCUAUGGUGGUAGAGUGGAUCAGACUGUACCUGAAUGACAGAUUAGUGCACCUGUAUGUAGAUUAUGAAGACAGAAAUCAGGAACAGAUGGAGUCUUACAGAGGAAGAACAAGCUUAUUCAAAGAAGAACUAAAAAAAGGAAACACUUCACUGAAACUCUCAGCAGUUCAACCUUCUGAUGAUGGAGUUUAUCAGUGUUACGUUCGGUAUGGGAACUUGGAUGAUGAUGUAAAUAUAUAUGUUGAAGUUAAAGGAAAAGGUUUUCAUGCUUGGAAGAUUGUCCUCAUCUGCAUGUCAGCUUUUGCCAUUACAUUAACCGCUUUUACAGCUUACAUCGUGAAAGAUAAAUUCUCAAAAAAGCAGCUCUCUCCUGCACAAUGCUCAGUCAUAACCUACAUGCGAGUCCAGUCAGAGAAUAAGAAGGAAGAACUGAACCUGAAGAAAUUCAACACAUCAGAGGAGGGAUACAGAAGACUCAUCCCAGCUGUCACAAACUGCAGAAAGGCUCAAUUUGCUGGCUGUAGCCUCACUGCACUGUGCCUUGAAAUUUUGAGUACAGGUCUAAAAACAGAAAAUUCCUCUGUAAAAGAGCUGGACCUCAGUAAAAAUGACCUGCAGGAUGCAGGAGUGGAACAGCUCUCUUCUGGACUCAAGAGUUCACACUGUAAAUUGGAGAUAAUCAGACUUGCUAUGUGUAAACUCAGCGCACAGUCCUGUGACACUCUGCAGUCAGUUUUACAAACAGAAACCUCCUGCCUGAAAGAACUAGACCUCAGUAAUAAUGACCUGCAGGAUGCAGGACUGAAGAACCUCUCUGUUGCACUGAAGAGUUCACACUGUAAAUUGGAGAUAAUAAGACUUGCUGUGUGUAAACUCAGCGCACAGUCCUGUAACACUCUGCAGUCAGUUUUACAAACAGAAACCUCCUGCCUGAAAGAACUAGACCUCAGCAAUAAUGACCUGCAGGAUGCAGGACUGAAGAACCUCUCUGUUGGACUGAAGGGUUCACACUGUAAAUUGGAGAUAAUAAGACUUGCUGUAUGUAAACUCAGCGCACAGUCCUGUGACACUCUGAAGUCAGUUUUACAAACAGAAUCCUCCUGCCUGAAAGAACUAGACCUCAGUAAUAAUGACCUGCAGGAUGCAGGAGUGAGGAAUCUCUCUGUUGGACUGAAGAGUUCACACUGCAAACUGGAGAUACUCAGACUUGCUGUGUGUAAACUCAGCACACAGUCCUGUAAUACUCUGCAGUCAGUUUUACAAACAGAAACCUCCUGCCUGAAAGAACUGGACCUCAGUAAUAAUGACCUGCAGGAUGCAGGAGUGAGGAAUCUCUCUGUUGGACUGAAGAGUUCACACUGCAAACUGGAGAUAGUCAGACUUGUUGUGUGUAAACUCAGCGCACAGUCCUGUGACACUCUGAACUCAGUUUUACAAACUGAAACCUCCUGCCUCAAAGAACUAAACCUCAGUAACAAUGACCUGUAUGACUCAGGAGUGGCGAAUCUCUCUGUUGGACUGAAGAGUUCACACUGCAAACUGCAAAUACUAAGACUAGCUUUGUGUAAUCUCGGAGUGAAUACAUGUGAAAGGCUAGGAUCACUUUUAAAACUGGAAAAGUCCCUGAAAGCACUGGACCUCAGUAAUAACGAUCUGCAGGAUUCAGGAGUGGAGCUGCUCUCUGCUGGACUGAAGACUGGAGACUGUAAACUGGAAAUACUUAUAUUGUCUGGUUGUAUGAUCAAAGAGGAAGGCUGUUCUUCUCUGGCUUCAGCUCUGAGUUCAAACCUGUCGCACCUGAAAGAACUGGAUCUGACCUACAAUCACCCAGGAGAGUCAGGCGUGAAGGUGCUCUCAGCUAGACUGGAGGAUCCACGAUGCACACUAAGAACUCUCAGAGUGGAACAUGGAGGUGAAAACAGAAUCGAACCAGGACUGAAGAAAUAUUCCUGUGAGUUCACUCUGGAUCCAAACACAGCGCACAGAGAUCUCGCUCUGACUGACCGGAACAGAAAGGUGGAGCGUGUGGGAAAAUAUCACUCGUAUCCUGAUCAUCCAGAGAGAUUUGAUGAGUGGUAUCAGGUUCUGUGUAGAGAGAGUCUGACUGGACGCUGUUACUGGGAGGCUGAGAGGAGCGGGACGGUUGAAAUAGCAGUAACAUAUAAAUCAAUCAGGAGGAAAGGAGACAGUGCGGACUGUGGGUUUGGACUGAAUGAAAAGUCCUGGAGUCUGAUCUGCUCUGAUAACAGAUACUCUGUCUGUCACAAUAAUAAUGAGACUGAACUCUCCACUCGACCGUCCAGUAAGAGAGUAGGAGUGUAUGUGGACUGUCCGGCCGGCUCUCUGUCCUUCUACAGCGUCUCUGAUGAUCAAACACUGACGCACCUUCACACGUUCAGCACCACAUUCACUGAACCGCUCUGUGCUGGGUUUUUAGUCUGGAACGACUCCUCAGUGUGUUUAAAAUAAAAUCUCCUCCUGAGUGAAACACAAACCAUAAAAAUAUGUUUGUGUGGUUUUAUGUGUAAAACAGUAAAAAUCAUUUUUACAUCAUUUUUAUCUUCAUUCUUUAUGUUGUUGUUGUUGUUGUUAGUAAUGGUGGUAGUAGUAGUUUAAUAUUGCCGCUUCCUAAUGUGCUGGGAUUGUAUUCAUGGUCUCUGCCUUUGGUUCCCCCUUCCCCUUCCAGGUCACUGCUCUGCUCUGAGGUGUGUGUGUGUGUGUGUGUGUGUGUGUGUGUGUGUGUGUGUGUGUCUCUCUCUUUCUCUGUCUAUAUCUAUCAAGUUUGAUUUUAAAUUUGAUUUUGAUUAAAUAAACUUUUGUUUGGGAAAUCUUA